AUGUUUGCGCUUGACACCGCCCGUGUUCGCCGUCGCCGCUGGUCCUGUUCUUGCCGAACGCUCGCUAAUCGCCGUUCCCGUCAUCUGGACAAAGCAAGUUCCAUCAGCACCAUGUUUCAACAGCGGCACGAAGAUGCUCGUGUUCACCAACAGCCAGACAAACCUGUCCGUCCCAACUCUACCAUGUACGUAGUCCCACUCCUGGUCCAACACCAGGCUCGUCACCAUCGAGUUUGGAUAGAGGUUGAUCAGACCAGGUCUGCCCGUGGAUGUAAAGCGAAACGAUUCCAGUCUAUCAUCAGGUCGCCUGUAUCCUUUCAGCAGAACAUUGUUCGACGCAUCGUAUUUGCCUCUUGCUCCAGCACUGGCCGAUGCCGAUGCGUUGGCCAGAAUUUGCAACUGAGCUUCCUGGACCGCAUCGUGGACCGUUGUACACGGUCCGCUUUGACCCGGUUGUUGACUGCCGAAAGCUGGUAUCUGGCUGAGGUGUAUAACGUCAAUGCCGACCAGGGUGCCGUCGAGACGCUUCCAUCGGUCGGGAGAGAGAUCUCUGGCGGGACGCUUGCUGCUCGACGCGGCUACGUCAACACCAAAAUACUUGCGAAUGAACGCCAAAAGUGGUACGACAUUGUCAAAGUGUCGUUGCAGAACAGAGCAUCUUACAUCGCUCUGCGCGGAUCUAUGCGGCAGCAUCUCAGCUCUCCAUGA
This is a messenger RNA of Pseudozyma hubeiensis SY62, 708 nucleotides long. RefSeq names its product pogo transposable element, putative. The record is from RefSeq and is a predicted model, not a curated record. The transcript has a single exon. Lineage: Eukaryota; Fungi; Basidiomycota; Ustilaginomycetes; Ustilaginales; Ustilaginaceae. The coding region runs from base 1 to 708 and encodes 235 amino acids.